CUUUAUGUAUUAUAGGAGGAAAUUACACUAUAAUUAUUUUAUCUAUAUGUUUCAAAGCAAUAUUUUUUCAAACAACUCAUUUUUCAAGUUACAAUAUUUCUUUGAUUACGAUUUCUUUGUUUUAUUAAAAAAGUUACAGUAGAAGUCUUGCCGCUUCUAUAGAGAGCGUGAUUUUCCAUUCAGUGUUGUCGUGGAAAUGCAAUGAGAACGUUCGUUUGCUCCAGAAAAUUGAACAAAGACGUAAUUUUUCCAAGCAAAUCGCUAAAAUGAUUUGGAAAUUGUUGGUGUUUGAACAAAAGAAUUUUCGUAAAAGGUAGAUUAUUAUAAAACUGGCGAAGCGGGUGAAAACACUGAUGUUUCAGGGCAAAUGGCGCCUUUGGAAAUUAAGCAUAUCCAUUUUAGUAUUUCUGACAGCCUACAACAUUUAUCUCACAGUCCGUUUGAUGUAUUCCUCAACUUGCGUUCAAACAUCGCCAGAUUCCGUAUUAGAAGCCAGCUUGAAAAUAGAACCUCCUGAAUGCGCUCAUAACCAAAAUUUUCCUGUCACCAACACUAAUAAUGCACCCAAACCACUGCUGACAUCAAAAAGCAAUAAAACGUUAGAAACAUUAACAAACAUUUAUAGAAAUUUACAGCUCAACCAACAGUAUUCAUUGAAUCUCAAUUUGGGAUUAGGAAGAUCGGAUAAUAAAUUAGCAUAUAAACUGUUUGACAAUAUUAUAGUUGGAGAAAGAUAUAUUGAAUUAACGGAAGCUUAUAAGACUUCUUUGGCCGCUCAGAGUUCCUUGGACAAAAUAGCAUCACUAAUAGAAAGUAGUCUCUAUUGGGGAGGUCCUAUAUCUUUAGCUGUGUUUGCUGGAACCGAAAAAGAACUAAACCAUCUUUUGUUGUAUAUACUAUAUUUAAGAAAAUGCAAUACAAGAAUUAAGGAAAAGGUUUCAUUUCAUUUGGCAAUACCUAAGGAGAAGGGACCAAAGACGUACGUAAUUGACGAAGAAAGACUGGAGAAGAUGGACUGCGGAAAUCCCAUGGGGGUGCUUCAUGGGUUGUUGAAGGAAUUGACCAAAAGGGGUAUUCACGCAUGGAAAUACAAAAUACCAUAUCCGCAAAACCUUUUGAGAAACUUAGCCAGAAAGAAUUGCCACACAAAAUUUUUAUUUCUGACUGAUGUCGAUAUUAUUCCUAGUAGGGGUAUGGCGGAACAUUUGAACGCAUUUCUUGAAUCCGAAAAAUGUGAUGGAAAGUGUGCCUACGUCGUACCAACGUACGAACUAGACGAAAGAGUAUUAUUCCCGCCGAAUAAGACUGACUUGAUACGAAUGGCCAAUAAGGGUUUAGCUCGACCUUUUCACCACAAAGUAUUUAUUUACAACCAGUACGCUACGAAUUUCAGUAGAUGGCAAAACUACACAGAUCCAGACGAUAAAGUGAGAAUCAGCCAUCCCGUUACUAAUUUUGAGUUCCUGUAUGAACCUUUCUAUAUUGCUACGGAUAGUGUUCCUCCUCACGAUGAAAGAUUUAUUGGUUAUGGAUAUACUAGAAAUAGUCAAGUUUAUGAAAUGUACGUCGCAGGAUACGAAUUUUUUGUCCUUUCUCCCAUCUUCACGUGCCACUGGGGCCUCCAAGUGAAGAAAUCCCGGCCCCCAUGGAGGGAGCACCAAAAUAACCAAAACAGGAAGCAAUUCGACCAUUUCAAAAAAGAAAUCUUCGCCCGGUAUAAUAAGGAUCCUUUAAAUAUGAUGGCUGGUAAAACUUAGUGAAUAUUGUUUUGUUUUAUGUUAUAUUUGUCUUCGCUUUUUUUGUACUUUGAUUUUUUAUACUAAAAAAAAAAUGAUAAAUUUUG
Messenger RNA from Ceutorhynchus assimilis (cabbage seed weevil), 1843 nucleotides. NCBI's taxonomy places the organism in Eukaryota, Metazoa, Arthropoda, Insecta, Coleoptera, Curculionidae. The record is from the annotation of a GenBank genome assembly.